Molecule: messenger RNA, 1059 nt
Organism: Achroia grisella
Lineage: Eukaryota; Metazoa; Arthropoda; Insecta; Lepidoptera; Pyralidae
Exons: 2
Coding region: 1-1059 (352 amino acids)
Molecular function (GO): nucleic acid binding
Source: RefSeq, a predicted model, not a curated record
AUGUGCAAGUUAAAAAAAAGUGUUAAAAAAAUGCACGAGAUCGGUGUGGACGACGAGAAGUCUACGGACAGCGACUGUGAGCCAUUUUUUGUUUCUUCUGUUUAUAAUAUUAAUGAAAUUAACUCGUCUCACAACUGGUUUGAGAUACUUCGAGGCGAGCAUGGUUUUGAGAAGUUUAAAUUGGAUACGGGAGCAGAUAUAAAUGUCUUAUCCCUUAAGCGUUAUCUGUCACUAGGUUAUGAUAUAAACAGUAUUUGUACGGAUUCAAAUAUUAUACUCCAAGCAUAUGGAGGUAAUUCGAUUCCUAUAAGGGGAACUUCAAUUUUACAGUGGUGGUAUAAGAAUGUUCUCUAUGAAUUAAAAUUCGCUAUCGCUGAUAUCGAUUGUCAAAGUGUGCUAGGAUAUGAAUCGUGUGAAACCUUGGGGUUGAUAAAGAGGAUUCACAGCGUUAAUUACCCUCAGGCUAAUGGCAAGAGCGAAAGAGCCGUACAAACUCUUAAAAAAAUGUUAACAAAAACAAUAGACAGUGAUGGCGACUUUUAUUUAAAUUUAUUGAGUUACAGAAAUACUCCCCGCGAUAAUAAUUUGAAUUCUCCUGCUCAACUGUUAAUGGGUCGACGAUUAAAUUGUCGAUUACCGGUUCAUCCUGAUUUAUUAAAAGUGAAUAACGAUGUGGACCAUAAAAUAAUUGUAAAUAAACAAAAGAAAACCAAGCUAUAUUAUGAUCAACGAUGUAAACAACUGCCUGAAUUGAAUGUCGGCGAUGACGUCAUUAUGAUAGAAAACAACGAUAGGAUCCGAGGUACGGUUAUAGCACGGGCUUGUACACCGCGGUCUUAUAUUAUAAAAAAUAAAAAAGGUAUUUACCGCCGCAAUCGCCGACACUUAAUUCAAAGUAUGCCCAAUAAUAAAUAUGAGGAAACUAUAGGGGAGGAAUGUCCGUAUCUAUCGGCUAAUGAUGAUGAUGGUGAUGAAUUAUAUGUACCCAAUUGCAAAAUUAGAGAGAGUGUUUACAAAUCUUAUUCACCGCCACGUACCCGCAGGCAGUUACCAAAAUAA